CGCCAAUCAACCUUAACUCCGACAUUCAAACCCGCCAAGACAUUUGAUCAAAAGACUGGCGAUAAUCUUCCACAGCGUCCACUUAGUACUCACUGCCUCGCCAUACCCCCUCACUACCGUCUCAAUCCCCUCAGAACCUUACGAAACCAUUCUAGCUUCCCAACACCCAUAUCAAGAUCCAGAAAAAUGGCCUCCGGAAUCUUCAACUCCACUUACUACGGCAAAGACUACCGCGCCGGAGCUGCCCUCCUGCGCGCCCGUCGCCCCUACCUCGUCAAGAAUGCCCUGACCGGACUUGGCCUCGUCGGGUUUACCAUCGCCGUCUAUGCCUAUACCAUCCGCGCAGUCGGCCAGGACGAAUUCUCCGAUGUCAAGGUUCCCGAGACACCCGCCAAGCCGCAGCAGAAGCAAUGAACACGAAUUGACCGUUCGAUUUAAUUCGUCGAUACUUGAAUGCCACUGCCGUUCGGAUCAGCCUAGGUCAUCGGUCGAUCGUGGUAGGAAUUGGACAUCGAUGGGCAGCAAAAAUGGUUCGAUUCAGUUGUUGACUCAGUAUGGGUAGCGGGUACCGGAGUAAUGUGGCGAAGUCUGUUUUGUUUUCUCAGCAUUUCAUGCUCGGGAGGCUUGAUUAGGAAAUGGCUUCGUUGUUAAAAAGUCAGGAUCCUACUAUGAGCUUACUGGGGGUGAAGUGAUAGUGGGCGAGGAGCUGCCGCCCCGUAUCCCUGCGCAGUUUGGGUGGUGCCACGCAGGUCGGUCGGUUGGAUGCCCGGUUGAUAAAUAUCUCUCAGCUCAUUUUUGAUUUGUUAUUUGUUCUUUCCUUAUUAGCAUUUACGUCUGUAUAUUAUCAGUUCGACUCAGUGAAGAUACCACCCUCUUAUUGACCGUGAAAUUUUGAUGCAGUAUCAUUAU
This is a messenger RNA of Aspergillus alliaceus, 909 nucleotides long. RefSeq lists its product as uncharacterized. Bases 187 to 414 code for a protein of 75 amino acids. The transcript is spliced from 3 exons. NCBI's taxonomy places the organism in Eukaryota, Fungi, Ascomycota, Eurotiomycetes, Eurotiales, Aspergillaceae. Gene Ontology annotation, biological process: mitochondrial respiratory chain complex IV assembly. Gene Ontology annotation, cellular component: mitochondrial inner membrane. The record is from RefSeq and is a predicted model, not a curated record.